Molecule: messenger RNA, 984 nt
Organism: Dermacentor andersoni
Lineage: Eukaryota; Metazoa; Arthropoda; Arachnida; Ixodida; Ixodidae
Source: RefSeq, a predicted model, not a curated record
CAUACGACGACCGGUCAUUUGGCAUCGAAAACUGCACGAGGCCGCAGCUGUCCCGUCAUGGCUUCAGGACAUGGUUACAGCCUUUUCAUUCUUCUGGCGGCACCGCUGCUUGCCACGUGCCAGCUACGGCUAAACGCCGGCUGCAAGGUGGAGACCCUGCACGCGUGCGACGAAGACUACAUUCCAUACACCAAAGGCCCAUACCUGCACGAGUCCGGGAAUGAGUUCGACGACGGAUGCAAGACGAACAAGGGGCAGAUCGCGUGCGCGCUGAAGUUCAUCACUAACUGCACGGAGGGCCUCGCCCGUGCCGCGGCACUGGUAGCAGUGGAGGCGCUGGAAGAGCACAUCGAGGCUAUCUGCAACGUGGGCUCGGAUCCAUACAAAGAGUACCAAAGAGACAUCAAAUGCCUGAAUGCUCAUGGUGAAAACAUCCACAAGUGCUUCAAGGCCUUCCACAGUCUUCUGGAACGGGCCAUCGUCAAGGGUCCAGCCAGUGAAGUUAUUCAUUACGCGUGCUGCUCGCACUAUGACGCGAUCGACUGCGUAUCAAACGCCCUGGCCUCGUGCGAGAGCGUCGACUCCAAGGAUUUUAUGAUCGGAGUCAUCCAGCAGAUGUUCGGUGAAACGCUCAACCUGGUCUGCGGCCGCUACACGAAGGGUUCGGAAGGCUGCAGGUCCUUGCCGCAGUUGCCAGAGCUUGAUGCCAAAGAUCGGCGGAUCGGCAACCUCGUCGAGCUCCUCUUGGAAGCAGCUGGCAGCAUUGGACGCAAAAGCUAGCCAACGUGCAACAACAACUACAACGGACUACAACGUGCAAAUGGAAACGAAUAAUAACAUCCUACUAUAACAUCCCUUACACGACAUACGUACAAAACAAAUGCUGGUCAUACACGUCGAUUUCUAACGUCAGAGUUAACGCCAGAGAUCCAACCUUGUUUAGGAAAGCUGUUCUCACUCCUUCAUUAAAGAAACCAUUCUGGU